Trematomus bernacchii (emerald rockcod) is the source of this 1866-nucleotide messenger RNA. RefSeq names its product alpha-2,8-sialyltransferase 8F-like. The record is from RefSeq and is a predicted model, not a curated record. Gene Ontology annotation, biological process: N-glycan processing; oligosaccharide metabolic process. NCBI's taxonomy places the organism in Eukaryota, Metazoa, Chordata, Actinopteri, Perciformes, Nototheniidae. The transcript is spliced from 7 exons. Gene Ontology annotation, molecular function: alpha-N-acetylneuraminate alpha-2,8-sialyltransferase activity. The coding region runs from base 159 to 1238 and encodes 359 amino acids.
GUGGUUUGGAAUUGUGCCUGAAACUAAAUAUGGCUAUGCAAAACGGAAAACUUGUUUAACAAGACACAGAAAGCAGGCUACUAGGAAAAAGCAGAAGAAAAUCUAAAAGGGAAGCGUGUGUGGACAGAAGGUGAGGGGACAAGCAGGAAGAGAUCAGGAUGAAGGGACAGAUCUCAAAGUCAUUCAUCACUUUGAUGAUCACUGUCCUUUGUUUGGGAAGCCUGCUGAUCACUGCCCUCUGGAUCAUUGUUGACAACAGCAAGAUGGAUACUCAUGGACCACCUUCACCCAAGAAAAACACCCGAUGGCCCUCUGACCUUUGCAAAGGAUGCAGGGCGCUCAUCGAAAAAGUAAGAGGCAGCUACUCAAAAACUUGGAAGAAGCAAGAGGGCAAUUCCAAAAAACUCAGCUCUCAGCUGAGAAGCCAGUGCCAUGGUUUUGACAAGGCCAUCAUUACCCAGGCCAACACUCCAGUGGGAUCAAAGAUUAUGUUCUCUCUUGAAGGGAGAAAGACCCUACAAGUGACCCCGGAGAUUUUCAGCACCUUUUCAAAGGAAAAUCUGUUUCAAAAUAAAACAUUGGACACGUGUGCUGUUGUUGGGAACUCAGGGAUUCUGAGCAAAAGCAGCUGUGGAGAGAUGAUCGAUUCAGCUCAGUUUGUUAUCAGGUGCAACUUGCCUGCUUUGGGAAAAGGCUAUGAAAAAGAUGUUGGCAUCAAGACUGACAUUGUGACAGCAAACCCAUCCAUCAUAUGGAAAAAUUUCGGGGAUCUAGAAAGGCGUCGGCGUCCAUUUGUUGAGAGUCUGCGUAUCUACGGCAACUCCCGUCUGCUUCUUCCUGCCUUCACCUUUGCUCGUGACGUUCCUAGAAGCCUGCGAGCCGUAUACACUGCUGAGGACUUUGAAAGUCCUAUGCGGCCUGUCUUCUUAAACCCUGACUACAUAAGAAGUCUGACCCUCUUCUGGAGCUCCCGAGGCCAGCGCAAAGGUGCUCUCAGCAGCGGCCUUAAGAUGGUUAGCCUAGCACUCGAACACUGUGCCAACGUGCAUCUGUACGGGUUCUGGCCCUUCACUAUCCACCCAUUUGAAUUCAAUGCCGUGAAUAACCACUACUUCGAUAACGGCACAGCUAGCUGGUUACUCCACGCCAUGCCAGAUGAGUUUGACCUAUGGUUGAAGAUGCACAGUCAAGGGGUGCUCAGGCUUCAUCUGGGAAAGUGUCAACCGGGUACAAAUUAGUUCCCUGAACCACAGACAACUGACACGGGAGUGGCAAAGUGUUGUGUUUGCAGUGUUAGAAACUUUGAAAACAUACAUUUGCAAGCUAUUUUUUGUUUUGUUUAGCUAUAGCAAAGCUACCCUUAACCUGCAGCUUUUUAGACAGUAUGAACUUGUCAAAGCAGAAUGAAAGGGGUUGAGUUACAGUAGUGAAUCAAUGUUGAAUUAAUUGACAAAAACUAAAAAUGACUUUGUUUUAUGGCAAAACAAGUUUGUUGCUUUGGGAGUUAGCUAAUCAAAACAUGGCAAAAAAAAGGAAUGUCACUAUAUGAAUGUUAAAGUUUUUUUCAAUUGCUAAAACACGUUUUUUUAAAGCAGGGCUUAUUUUCUCAAAACACUAAACACAAUUCACAAAACCACACACCCAAAGUGCAAAACACCUAUAUCUUGCAAAAUGAAGCACUGCACCCAAAACUACAUAAACACUUACCAAAAGCAAACUUUUGUGGUGCUCUGUAUGUAGAUAAUUAUGCAUAUAAAGAUUGUUCAAGUCUACAAAAAUAUGUGCAAAUCACAAAUAUGGGGCGAAGCCUGCGAGCUAGUUCAGGCAGUCAACUCGAGCACCAAUGAUACAUUAACACGUGACGCA